UGGUUCUUUGUAUUUUUCAGACCCCGUCAUGCAAGCGAGCCCGCCGCCGUGGAGCCCGUGGUGGCGCUCCCAGGCCCAGCUGCCGCGCGACUACUGGCACAAGCCCAGGCUCGGCAUCUACACGUUGUCGAGGGACCUGCCGCUCAGACACGUCAUGAGGCUGGAAGGUGUGGGCCCCAUCAUCCCGACACCGGCGACGUCCAACUGGAUGCUGCGGUACCGGCCGCUCGACUCCGAGCCGUGGAGGCUCCCUAUACCGAUACCCUCAGACUUGGAACAAUUCCGAGUGGAGACGGUGACGGGGCGGGCGCCGCGCACGCACAGCCCCAGCUCGGAGUGGUGGGGGGGCGGCGGGGCGGCGGGCGCGGGGGGCGGCGGGGGCGCGGCGCUGGGCUGGGCGGCCGGCGUCGUGCUGCUCGCGUUGCUGGUGCUGCUGGUGCGAGCCAUGGAGAAGUGUCUCGAUAAACGGCUCUUUAAGACUGUCGAAACUAGACGGACUUACGUGCAAACAGACAGACAAGAGUCGGACGAGUGGCCGGCGCCGACCGUGCGCGCCACCAACAAUCAAGAAUGUCGCCCCGCAGACGUAGCGGCCGCGGGACCCAACGGAGAAGCAUACAUUGGAGCCGGCGCGACCAGCGACCUCCCCCCUCCUUACUCGGAGUGCGCCAACUCGACCACGACUGUUGGACCCAAGCCCGGCGAGGACCCUCCCCCUCCAUACUCCACCUGCUACUUCAGUAAUAACCCGAAGGACGAACCAUCAGUCCACUUCAUCAAUAUACAAAACAGAUCUGACACAAACCGGUCUGAUGUCCAAAGCGGCCCCGCUACGGACAUCAACACUGCAGCGGAAACAGUUCGCGUUGAGAUUGAGAAUGAAAUACCGCGGGAUAGAACAAUAGUGGUAUAAUAUGUUUCGGUAAUAGCUAGUAUCCGUACUAGAUAUUAAACAUACCUGAUAUGGUCGUAUCGAGAUCAUGAAUUAGUUGAUUUUAUUCAACUAGUAUUGAACAGGGAUGAUCUCUACGUAGUAAACUAUUCGUUUUUAACGUUAGUUAAAGCGUUACGGUCUUAAAAAUAUUAACUCGAAGAGCGUUUCAACUGUUCUUGUUGAGCUUGUAACUAUACAGCCGUUGUAACUAUACUGAGACCUUAGAACUUAUAUCUCAAGGUGGGUGGCGCAUUUACGUUGUAGAUGUCUAUGGGCUCCAGUAACCACUUAACACCAGGCGGGCUGUGAGCUCGUCCACACAUCUGAGCAAUAAAAAAAAAGCUUGUAAUGUGGGGUUCGUAUUCGAGUGUGGUAAUACACAGACGGAUAGAUGUCGCUACAUUGUGGAUUAGUCGUGUUGUUUCAGCACGCAUUCGUCACAACUCGCUCUUAAACAACUGAGUACAAUCAACUAUCAGGAAAUGAGAGAUUAAAUCUUAUUAUUUUGACGACAUGUUCUGUUUAUAUCUCGAAUUCGGCAAUAAUUAUAUUCUUAAUGAAGCUAAGAGUACAAUAUUAAGAUUGAUGGAAAACUUUGAACUUGAGACGUGAAAAUGAUGGGAAUCACUGGUCAUUCAAGUUACUCAUCUUCGAUAUUAUUUCUAAGUUUAAUAUAAGUUAUAGCAUGUGAUAGUUAUUAACAAAAUCUUUUAAUAUUAGUGUUCACUAAGCCAAAGAAUUUAGUUGUUAUAGUCGGUAGUUUAAAAUUUACAUUCCUUAGAAUUAUUAUUUCAGUCUUUGUCUCAGUACGAUGGGUCGGUGUAACAUAAUAUUCUCCUUUCCAUUAAGGUUUAUCAUACGUCAUCUCCGCACUCACACGCCUCUGUCACAGAAUCAUUUCUGAGUGCGCCCCUUCUAUUCAUUCCAUAUAGUCACUGACCGUUAUUACAACUGAUACAGUUUCACUACCCAGGACAACAGAGGUCAGUGUAGUUAGUCGAUCAGUUCUUGUGUUCCUGCGAGUCACAACUUUAAACUAAAGGCUUUAAGGUUUUAAUUGCGUGAAAAGUUAAAUCCAUACGUACACCUUGUCACUAUUAUUUAUGUAAAUUCAUAAAUAUUUUGAUUUUUAUUCGUUCAUGGUGGAAGUCGUUCGUGAACAUAAUAUACGAAAUAAGUAUUUUCUUAGAAAAAUUGAUACUGACACGCCUGCGAGAUUUGACUCUGGCAAUUUUUCCUCGCAUCGCCACGACAGUUUCCAAUACGAGAUUAAACCAUCUACAAAUGUAUUUAUUGAAUUUUAAUCAUUCAACAAAUAGUUAUAGUUAAAUAAUUAGCACACGUAAGAGAGAUCACGAUUAUGAAAGUGGGUGGUUUAUGAUUUUUUUAAUUAUAUGAGUGAACGAACCCAACUCCUAUUAGGUGGUUGCCAGAGUCAUUAACCACCUAUCACUAACAUUGACACGCACAUAAUAAUUAAAAUUAAAUUAUGGAAUAUGAGGGAGCUUGGAAGUACAUUACGUCACUAGUUUCAUAAUGUGUUAAUUUAAACAUAUAAUUACUUUUAUUAGCUGAUUCACUAUGGAGAAAUGAAUUCUAUAAUCAUCGAUCUAUAAUCUUAAAUUGAUGGAAGUUGACAAACAGGAUUAGGAGUUAUGGGUAUAAUUAAUUGUAUUUUAAGUACUUUUUUUUUAAAUCUAGAAGUCCUUAGUUAAAAUGGUCGCGUAAGGUGAUCGUUCCGUGAACUAAACACCGGUGGUCUCCCUCCUGUACACAACCGAGUUCUCAAGUAUAUUUUUUAAUUAACUAAGCACGCUGCACAUUUUAAAAGUAAUAUUGUUAAAGACUACAAUAUUAUUCUUUAAACUGUCCUAUCGAACACGCCUUACGGGUACAUAUGUACUAUAACUAGCGACCCGCCCUCGCUUCGCUUCGGAAACUGUCAUUUAUUAUUGAUUUCUCCACUAUUUAAUGGAUGUUAUUAUACAUAUGAA
Molecule: messenger RNA, 2928 nt
Organism: Bombyx mandarina (wild silkworm)
Lineage: Eukaryota; Metazoa; Arthropoda; Insecta; Lepidoptera; Bombycidae
Source: RefSeq, a predicted model, not a curated record